Molecule: messenger RNA, 432 nt
Organism: Staurois parvus
Lineage: Eukaryota; Metazoa; Chordata; Amphibia; Anura; Ranidae
Source: the annotation of a GenBank genome assembly
CAGCGGAUUGGAGACUCGGGCAACAGGCGGGCAACCUACCCCUGGGCAGGGGUCUCGGGGACUCAACGGGACUCUAGCUGUGGACGGGGGCAGUUCAGAACACGGGUGGUCGGUGCACACAGCGGGGACAGUUCAGAACACGGGGUGGUCGGUGCACACAGCGGGGACAGUUCAGAACACGGGUGGUCUGUGCACACAGCAGGGACAGUUCAGAACACGGGUGGUCAGUGCAAACAGCGGAGACAGUUCAGAACACGGACCCUCAGCGGCAGGCGGCUCCAGACAGGGACGACCAGCGGUCAGCAUUCCAUGGACGACCAGCGAUCAGCAGACAGCUUCCAGGGAUGCGUAGCCACGGACAGCGUGCGGGGCCCCUCAGCAGCAGCUCUCAGGGCACUCAGCAGCAGACAGGGUGCAGGAGCACUCCUGCAC